This is a messenger RNA of Phodopus roborovskii (desert hamster), 4285 nucleotides long. It is a transcript of the gene Prr36, whose product is annotated as proline rich 36. NCBI's taxonomy places the organism in Eukaryota, Metazoa, Chordata, Mammalia, Rodentia, Cricetidae. The transcript has 5 exons. The coding region runs from base 118 to 3228 and encodes 1036 amino acids. The record is from RefSeq and is a predicted model, not a curated record.
UCUUGAAGCUGAGGUUUAGGCACCCAUCGGUGGCUAUCCUGGAGGAUGCACAGGGAGGCGCCAGGAUAGUUUAGGACCUGGGAUGUUGAUCCUUCUGUCUUCCUCAUCAGGUGCGAUAUGGACAAGAGAGAUAGGAUCAAGGCAGGAGCAGGAGCCACCCCGCGGAUGCCAGCUUCACGAUCACUUGGCCUUCUGACCCCUAGGCCUCCUCCAGGAUCCCCACGACCUCCUCCCCCUGUAACCACCGCUGCCCUUAGAGUGCUGGAAGCUAACGGGGCUAUGGGGAGAAGGCCCCUGGUGGAGCGAGCCGCCAUCGGCGGCGGCAAAGCGGCUCUUCCACAGACUCCUGUUCAAGGGGCACCAGCACGCAGCGCUGGGGCAGGUCCUCGAAGCCCAGCCUCCAGACCCCCAGCUUCUGGGAAAGGAGAAAGGGCCCCUGUGAAGAUCUCUGGCCAGGGUUCUAUUUCUAGCCCUGGGCGUGCCAGCAGUGGGAUCACCAGACCAGGCCCUGUUGUCCAGAAGGGACUCCAACCCCCAACUAAGGAACCUGUGGUCAGAGGUAAAGCACCAGAGACACCCAAAAGGAAUACUCUGAGCUCUGGAACACGAAGAGAUCCCUUAGGGCCCACAUCAGCAACCUCCUCUCCUGCCAUCACUCGUCGUUCCAAGGCCCCAGCUACAGAGGUAGGAAUUCCUCGAUCAGUUCCCAGUGCCCGGCAGCGUCCCCCGACCACUGAGGCACCCAGGAAACCUGUGAGCAGUGCUGCAGAACCCAGUGCCACUGAGCUGAGCCCAGCCUUCAGGAGGCGCUCUGCCGCCGGUGGCAGCCUGCAGAAGCCGGCCUCUCGUUCCCUAAGCUCCAGUGCUACCCCUCAGCUCUCCCCAGCCCGCUCUGGGGUCUCUCUGCGUGUAACCCCUCGGGCUCCUGUGCACACCUCGCAGCUCAAGUCGAAAGGGCAGCAAGCUCUGCGCCCACCCCAGACCACAGUCCCGAGGAAGGACAGAGCCUCUGCACAACAGAGCAUGUUUUCCACUUCAUCUUUAGCUACGCCUACCGCUCCACCUGGAGCCACCACACUUCAGGCUUCCUCCACCCAGGUCCCAGAGGAUCCACUGAAGGCCACGCUCCCUCCCUCUCCACCCGUCACCCCGCCUCUACCUGCUUCACUUCAACUCCAGGCACAGCCCUCUAUCCAGGCCACAGCUGAUUCACAGGCCAUAAACUGCCCACCAUCACCUCCCCAACUUUCUCUGCAGAACCUCCCUUCUCCACCAGCCACGCCCCCUUUGCAAGUCCCACCCACAAGUCUGGGUACUGAAGAGGCCUCUGACUCACCCCCACCAAUGGCUGCAAUCUCUCCAUCGCUUUCACCCCUUACACAGAGUAUGCCCUGCAACCAGGUUUCUUCAGCUUCGCUCCCUCAGGAGACUCUCUUGGCCACGCCUUUCUCACCUGCGCCUCUGCCUCUAGCCACGCCUCCUCCACAAGUCCUUCCUUCGCUGCCAGUUUGUCCGAAGAAUCAGUCAGCUCCCCUCCUCGCACCCUGUCAGUCCACUCUGUCCACUCUAACCACGCCCCCUUCCCCGGCCAACUUUUCUGUCUCUCCUCCCCUUCCCCAGGCCACGCCCUCCAAGAUAACCACGCCCCCUUCGCAAGACACUCUGCUUCUGGCCGUUUCUCCUUCAGUUUCUUCCUCUCCCCCCUCCUCACCACCUCUGCAUGUCCCUCCCUCUUCCGUGGCCACGCCUCCUCUGAGGCUCCCACGGUCUCUGAUUCUGCCCACUUCACAGGCCUCUUUGUUGACCCCGACACCCUCACCGGCUUCAUCGCCCCAGCAGGCCACGCCUCCUCCUUUGGCCUCGUCCCCGCUGUCGGUCGCACUCUCUCUGGGCUCACCCCCUCUGCAGGCCUCGCCUUUUUUCCUGCCUACACCCCCCAUGCAGGCACGCUCUCCACCCUCGCCUCCUUUGCAAGCGCCUUCUCUUGCUACAUACCCUUUGCCUCUUCCCUCGUCCCCGACCUCGCCUCCUCUGCCAGCUCUUCUCUCCCCUCCUGCCUCACCUCCUCUGGAGGACCCUCUUUCUCCCUCACCCUCACCUCCGUCUCCCUUGGCAACUCCCCCACCAGAAGCCCCACCUUCGCUGGGUUCACCCACUCCUCUAAGUUCAUCCCCUCCGCAGGCCCCAUCUUCUCUGGCUUUGCCCUCUCUGCAGGCUCCCACCUCCCCAUUGGCCACAGAGGCACCUCCCCUACAGGUUCCCCUCUUGGCUUUGCCUCCUCUGCAGACCCCGCCCUCUCCCCUGACCACGCCCCCUCGGCAGGCCUCUCCUGGCCUGACCUCGCCCCUUGUUCAGCCUCCUUCUCCUCCCGCCUCACCCCCAUUGCAAGCCCCUCGUCGACCCCCGACCCCAGGUCCAGAUGUCCCGAUCUCAAGUCCACGGCUGACCCUGUCGCUGGCCCCUGCCCCGCCGCCGCCACCCUCGCGAAGCCCGUCCAGUACGCUUAGCGGCCCGGACCUGGCGGGCCACAGCAGCAGCGCCACGAGCACGCCAGAGGAGCUCCGUGGCUACGACAGCGGGCCCGAGGGCUGCGCCUCAGUGUCCCCGGCCGCGGACGCGGAGCUGGCUGCCUGCCACCCGGCCUCCUGGAGUCGAGGUCCUGCUCCACCGUUGGCAGUGCGAGGCGCUCCGGGAGUUCCCCUGCCGUGGCCUCCCGCUGCCUGCCCUGGCUCCUCUGACGGCCUGUGCACCAUCUAUGAAACUGAAGGACCGGAGUCGGUGGCCCCUACCCCUGGAUCCUUAGAUGCGGAUGCGGAACCAGAGCCGGAGCCGGAGCCGAGGCCGGGCUCUGGCGGUGGGAAGACUACUGCUGCAGCCGGCUCAGGAGCAUCCUCACGAAGCCCAAAGUCGGCUCGCCUGGGUGAGCUGCCGCUAGGGGCGCUGCAGGCGAGCGUCGUGCAGCACCUGCUGAGCCGGACACUGUUGCUAGCUGCUGCAGAGGGUGCAGGUGCAGGCAGCGAAGGUGGUUCAGGGGGCGCAGGGGGUGGCAGUGUCCCGGGGGGAUCUCGGGCUCCGCUCAGCGAUGCCGAAUUGGGCCGCUGGGCCGAAUUGCUGUCUCCCCUGGACGAGUCACGUGCCAGUAUCACUUCAGUCACCAGCUUCUCCCCAGACGAUGUGGCCUCCCCACAGGGUGAUUGGACUGUAGUGGAAGUAGAGACUUUUCAUUGAGCCAGACCCCAGCUCUGCACACCAUACACAUACGGCUUUAGAAUCCACCCCUCUGGUUACACCUCUUUGUCUUAGUCUCCACUCCCACUUCCCUAGACAACUGGAUGGAUUGUUUUGUUUUGUUUGUUUACCUCUGUCUCUGGGCCUCAAUCUUUGUUUACCUCUGUCUUUGGGCCCAGGCUAUGUCCUUAUCCUUCCUUGGCUUUAGCUUGGAAUGUACCCGCACCCAGGCCUAGGCCUUCCAUUUGAGCCUCUCUUUAGCCUAAGCCAUUGUCCUUCUCUAAGGAGCCACACCACACCCUGUGUUCAGUGGAUGAAUAGCCUCUCAUACCAACAGCCUCAUUGGCAGUAAAACCAGAGAUGCUGGUGCCUGUGAGCCAUGGUUAUAGGAGCUGAGAAAGGACCACACUGCUUGAAGGACCAGGCUACACCAAGCUGUUUGGUAUGCCUGACUGAGUUGGAGUUCUGGCUGAACUGUGUGAUUUUUUUUUUUUUUUUUUUUCAGUAAGGAGGCUGGUGAGACAGAGCCUACAAUGGCUUGUGAUCUUUUGGGUCUCACUUCUAAUAAAAUCAUUAGGCUCAGGAAGGCCUUGUGGAUGGGCUGUCGGCCAGACUGGGGAGCCACCAAAGCUCUUCUUACCCUGGGUACCCGUUGCUAUAGCCCCUUUGCCCUGUGUGUGCCCUUCUCUUUCAUGCUUGAGAGUUGGGCCUGGAGGAUGAACUUGAGUGGAGAGGAAUGGUGAAUUCUUGACUUCAGCUGAUACUUCCUCUUUCUGAUGGGCAGUGUCAAGCUGGAAAAUGUAGAAAUCGCCUGAAAGGCAGGCUGCUUGGCAUGCCUCUGGGAGUUUAGCUUGCUUGGGCUGAGAUGGAAAACACCUACCCAUUGUGGGUGGCAUUGCUCCCUGGCUGGGGUCCUGGACUGUGUAAGCCAAGAGCUGAGUAGCAGUGUGCAUUCACUGCUCUUUGCGACUGGCUGCUUCCAGCUCCUGUUGCCUGGACUUCCCCACAGGGAUAGACUGUACCCUGAACUGUGAGCCACAAUAAACCUUUCUCCCUU